GAUGGCAGCGGUGGCGGCUGCACGAGCAGUUUCCUUGGGCCCUGGGCUCCGGGGCCUGCCACGGAGUUUGCCGCUUGUGGUGAUUCUCGGGGCCACGGGCACCGGCAAAUCCACCCUGGCUUUGCAGCUAGGCCAGCGGCUCGGUGGUGAAAUCGUCAGCGCUGACUCCAUGCAGGUUUAUGAAGGCCUAGACAUCAUCACCAACAAGGUGUCUUCCCAGGAGCAGAGACUAUGCCAGCACCACAUGAUCAGCUUUGUGGAUCCUCUUGUGACAAAUUACACAGUAGUGGACUUCAGAAACAAGGCAACUGCUCUGAUUGAAGAUAUAUUUGCCCGAGACAAAAUUCCUAUUGUCGUGGGAGGAACCAAUUAUUACAUUGAGUCACUGCUCUGGAAAGUUCUUAUCAGUACUAAGCCCCAGGAGAUGGACACUAAGAAAGUGAUUGACCGGAAAGUGGAGCUUGAGAAGGAGGAUGGACAUGCACUCUACAAACGCCUGAGCCAGGUGGACCCAGAAAUGGCUGCCAAGCUGCACCCACAUGACAAGCGCAAAGUAGCCAGGAGCUUGCAAGUGUUUGAAGAAACGGGAAUUUCUCAUAGUGAAUUUCUUUAUCGUCAACGUGCGGAAGAGGGUGGUGGUCCCCUUGGAGGCCCUCUGAGGUUCCCUAACUCCUGCAUCCUCUGGCUUCAUGCUGACCAAACAGUUCUAGAUAAGCGCUUGGAUAAAAGAGUGGAUGACAUGCUUGCUGCUGGGCUCUUGGAUGAACUGAGAGAUUUUCACAGACGCUAUAAUCAGGAGAAAGUGGCAGAAAAUAGCCAGGACUAUCAACAUGGUAUCUUCCAAUCAAUUGGCUUCAAGGAAUUUCACGAGUACCUGAUCACUGAGGGAAAAUGCACACCAGAGACUAGUAACCAGCUCCUAAAGAAAGGUAUUGAAGCUCUGAAACAAGUGACUAAGAGAUAUGCCCGGAAGCAAAACCGAUGGGUUAAAAACCGUUUUUUGAGCAGACCUGGUCCCAGUGUCCCUCCAGUGUAUGGCUUAGAAGUAUCUGAUGUCUCAAAGUGGGAGGAGUCUGUUCUUGAACCUGCUCUUGAAAUUGUGCAGAGUUUCGUCCAGGGCCAUAAGCCUGCUGCUGUUCCAGUCAGGGUGCCACACAAUGACACUGAGAACAAGAGAAGUUAUCACAUGUGUGACCUCUGUGACCGAAUCAUCAUUGGGGACCGCGAAUGGGCAGCACAUAUAAAAUCAAAAUCCCACUUGCACCAACUGAAGAAGAGAAGAAGAUUGGAUUCAGAUGCCGUCACCACCAUAGAAAGUCAGAGUACUUCCCCAGACCGUGACAAAGAACUUGAAGAGAUGGGACCCCCAGGGGAAGAGCUGAGACCCAGUGUUUAAGAGACACGUCCGGGAUCUUUGCAAAGGUGGCAGGGAUCCAGUUCAGGAGGGAGGCUUACGUCUGUGUCCCAGGCUGGACAGAGGAGUGCCCUGUCAUUCAGUGGUGUGAUUUUAAAGUGUAAUGUUCUCUGUCGUGGAAAUAGCAGGUCUUGUCAGCUCCUGCUGUGGCCAGUGUGUCUGGCAAUGAUGCGUUCAGAAGGGUUUUUUUUCUGUUAACCGUAAAGGUUUUAUUUUUUAAAAAGGCACAGAUAGCACUUUUUUACACUUGAGGAUCUUUUUGGUGACGAGUACCGGGAUUCACUAUGUCCUUUAAAAAAAAGUUUUAUGUCACUGACUUUGGCUAAAAAUAUCUAAUUUGCAGACACUUUAAAAAUGACUGACUGAAGUACUUGUGAGCCUCACAAAUCAGUUCUGUAUUUGAGUGAAUGGCAGGAAAGGACUGGCCCCAGCGAGAUGGUUAAGUGAACCCAACCAGUGCUUGGAAUUCAUGGAGAAGGAGAGAAUCAGUCCAUGGUGGCUGCGACAUGGGGCUUGGAAAAUCAGAGCCUGGGACACUUGCUGAGGUCCUUGGGUGGGGUCGUUACUAUCACUGCUGUCUUCCUGUUGAGUUAGGAAUGUCUAUUUUUGAGGAAAGUUAAAUAAAGAAAAAGUUUGCAGGA
Molecule: messenger RNA, 2055 nt
Organism: Artibeus jamaicensis (Jamaican fruit-eating bat)
Lineage: Eukaryota; Metazoa; Chordata; Mammalia; Chiroptera; Phyllostomidae
Gene: TRIT1
Product: tRNA isopentenyltransferase 1
Exons: 11
Coding region: 2-1396 (464 amino acids)
Biological process (GO): tRNA modification
Cellular component (GO): mitochondrion
Molecular function (GO): tRNA dimethylallyltransferase activity; ATP binding
Source: RefSeq, a predicted model, not a curated record